ACCCUUUUCCUCCACACCACCACACCCACUCAUCUGAUCACCUGCUAGCCAGAUAGCUUAACCGAUGGCUCGUCUCAACAGCAAGGCUGUGGCGGCCGCCGUUGUCCUGGCGGCGGUGGUGCUGAUGAUGGCCGGCAGGGAGGCCUCGGCGGCGCUGUCGUGCGGGCAGGUGGACUCCAAGCUCGCGCCGUGCGUGGCGUACGUCACGGGGAGGGCUUCUGCGAUCAGCAAGGAGUGCUGCUCCGGCGUGCAGGGGCUGAACGGCCUGGCCCGCAGCAGCCCGGACCGGCAGACGGCGUGCAGGUGCCUCAAGAGCCUCGCUACCAGCAUCAAGGCCAUCAACAUGGGCAAGGUCUCCGGCGUGCCCGGCAAGUGCGGCGUCAGCGUGCCCUUCCCCAUCAGCAUGUCCACCGACUGCAACAAGGUCCACUAGCAGGGAUCAGAUACUCCUUCCUACGUGCAUGCAUGGACGCGCUUGUGUGGAGCUUAAUAUCUACGUUGAUGGAGUGCUCAUACGUACGAUAUUGAGCAAUAAAAAAUAAAAUAAAAGAGUAUGCCUAUGUCUGUACCUUGCACACACACUGUGUGUGUGCGCAUAUAUAUUUACGCGGCAUGCAUGCACGCGUCCGUAUGAGUGACUGAACAGUCAUCUCCUUGCUGUACUUUAGCCGAUGUGUAUGUGUGAUGUGUCUGACCUACCUGUUCAGGCAAUUAAUGAAUAGUAAUUAUUUUCUUAA
Molecule: messenger RNA, 737 nt
Organism: Hordeum vulgare subsp. vulgare (domesticated barley)
Lineage: Eukaryota; Viridiplantae; Streptophyta; Magnoliopsida; Poales; Poaceae
Product: probable non-specific lipid-transfer protein 3
Exons: 2
Coding region: 65-433 (122 amino acids)
Biological process (GO): lipid transport
Cellular component (GO): membrane
Molecular function (GO): lipid binding
Source: RefSeq, a predicted model, not a curated record